Oppiella nova is the source of this 918-nucleotide messenger RNA. Lineage: Eukaryota; Metazoa; Arthropoda; Arachnida; Sarcoptiformes; Oppiidae. The record is from the annotation of a GenBank genome assembly.
AUGUCAAAUAAAAAACUAACCGUGCUAUUUGCCCCUGCUCAGUAUGUGGGCCCUGUGAACGCCAGUAUAGGUAUGGCUGAGGUAUUGCGAGAUACCGGUCGAUAUCACUGUGUGUUUGCGGUGACCAACGAUUGGAAGUCACGGCUCGAGUCCAUUGGGUUUGAGGUGAAACUCAUGGGGCAGCCGGUGGCUGGGGAUGUAGUGGCGACUGAUUCAGCCGAUAGUAUUGUGGCUGUGGCCGAGGAAUAUAACGUUUUUGAAAACACCACUCCAUUGGAAAUGACUAUUCGUGUCAACGAUUUCUUUGUCAACUUUGGUCUCCAAGAGAUCACAGAAACGGAUCCAUUGAUUAAGGCUAUUAUACGGGAUCUGAAACCUGAUGUCAUAAUAAGUGACCAGGCUGUUCAAAUACCUAGCAUACCCUGGAUAUUUAGUUGGAGUAGUAACCCACUAUCAUUAAACUACGGUUUCCCGGAUAACAUACUCCCACCAGCAUUCUUAGGAUUGCCGACAAAUAGUGAGACAGAAGUGAAGGAGAAAUACAGACAACAACUGUGGGAAAGAAGUCGUGAAAAGUGGUAUAAAUAUAGGGAUCAAUUGGUUUCAAUGGGAUGUCCCAAACUUCAAGAGUUCCUAAUCUGGACCCCUUCCCCAUACGCUAACAUUUAUAUGACUCCUAAGGAAUUGGAUUAUACGGACGUCAGACCACUUCCCGACAAUUUCUAUGCAUUUGAUUGUUUCAAACGCAGUGGAAAUGAAGAUAACUUUGAAAUACCGGAAACUCUUAAGAAUAGGUCCGGAAAAUUGAUUUACUUGUCGUUGGGUUCAAUGGGUUCCGGAAAUGUAGAGCUCAUGAAGAGAUUGGUUGCGAUUUUGUCCAAAUCUAAGCACCGGUUCAUUGUCUCCAAAGGUGUCAAU